Messenger RNA from Numida meleagris (helmeted guineafowl), 8132 nucleotides. It is a transcript of the gene MBOAT2, whose product is annotated as membrane bound O-acyltransferase domain containing 2. Gene Ontology annotation, molecular function: acyltransferase activity. Lineage: Eukaryota; Metazoa; Chordata; Aves; Galliformes; Numididae. Gene Ontology annotation, biological process: lipid modification. The record is from RefSeq and is a predicted model, not a curated record. The transcript has 13 exons. Gene Ontology annotation, cellular component: membrane. The coding region runs from base 249 to 1748 and encodes 499 amino acids.
CUGUAAAGCAGCCAAUGCAGUGCUGGCUGGGUGCUCAGUAAAUCCAGCGAUGCUGAUUUAUUCCAUGCCAUCACUUAGGACGAGUUCAUGGCCGCUUCUUCCCUCUGCCUCUUCCCCUCAGUUUCUCUCUGUAUUUGUCCCAGUUUUCUCUGCUCUCGCUCGCCAUCUCAACCUGUCUGGAGUGUGAGACCUUGGGGUUGCAAACAGAUGACUGCUCUGUAGUGCACAUUACGCCAUUUCCAUAAGAAAUGUUCAAAACAAAUGUCAACUUCGUAGUGUGCCAACUGUUUGCCUUGCUUGCGGCUAUUUGGUUUCGAACAUACCUUCAUUCAAGCAAAACUAGCCCAUUUAUAAGACAUGUUGUUGCAACCCUCUUGGGCCUUUAUCUUGCACUUUUUUGUUUUGGAUGGUAUGCCUUACAUUUUGUUAUACAAAGUGGAAUUUCCUACUAUCUCAUGAUCAUAAUAGGAGUGGAAAACAUGCACAAGUAUUGCUUUGUUUUUGCUUUGGGAUACCUCACUGUGUGCCAAAUUACCAGAGUCUAUAUCUUUGAUUAUGGACAGUAUUCUGCUGAUUUUUCUGGUCCAAUGAUGAUAAUUACACAGAAGAUAACUAGUUUGGCAUUUGAGAUUCAUGAUGGUAUGUUUCGAAAAAAUGAAGAUUUGACACCAUCACAGAGGUGCUUGGCUGUAAGACGCAUGCCAAGUCUACUGGAAUAUUUAAGUUACAACUGUAAUUUCAUGGGUAUCCUGGCAGGCCCGUUAUGCUCUUACAAAGACUAUAUUACUUUCAUUGAAGGCAGAUCAUACCAGCUGCAACAGUCUGAAGCAAAUGGGAAGGAAGAUACAAAAUAUGAACAAACGGAUCCUUCUCCAAAUAUAGCUGUGGCACAGAAACUCUUAAUCUGUGGACUGUCCUUACUCUUUCACAUGACUAUUACACAAACUUUGCCUGUGGAAUACAACAUUGAUGAGAACUUCAGAGCUACAGCGUCGUGGCCUGUAAGGGUUUUCUACCUAUACUUGUCUCUCAUGGCUGCCAGACCCAAGUAUUAUUUUGCAUGGACUUUAGCAGAUGCAAUUAAUAAUGCAGCAGGAUUUGGUUUUAGAGGCUACGACAAAAAUGGAGUUACACGUUGGGAUCUAAUAUCAAAUCUGAGAAUCCAGCAGAUAGAGACUUCCACAAGUUUCAAGAUGUUUCUUGAUAACUGGAAUAUCCAAACAGCUCUUUGGCUUAAAAGAGUGUGCUACGAGCGAGCCACCUUCAGCCCGACAAUCCAAACAUUCAUCCUUUCUGCCAUUUGGCAUGGGGUUUACCCAGGAUAUUACUUAACAUUUUUAACAGGAGUACUAAUGACACUAGCAGCACGAGCUAUAAGAAACAAUAUCAGACACUAUUUUGUUGAAUCUCCUGCAGUUAAACUAUGUUAUGAUAUUGUAACAUGGAUGACAACGCAAGUAGCAAUAAGUUACACAGUUGUGCCAUUUGUACUGCUUUCUGUGAAACCCUCUUUCACCUUUUACAGCUCCUGCUAUUUCUGUCUUCAUAUCGCCAGCAUCCUGGUGUUGUUGGUAUUUCCACUGAAAAGAACUCAAAAAGGAAGUAAAAAGCAUGAAAGCAUCCAGCCGGCGUGGUCCAAAAAACUAGAAGAAGAAAGUCUUUUGCAAAAGAACAGUUAUUCCACAACAAAUAAUAGUUUCAGUCAGAAAGAAGAAAUAUCCUGCAGAUAUCAAGCACUAAAACAGUGAUUGAGGAAUAUUACGAUGAAUAUAUUUUGUAUGUUUUCAGAAACCCAUUUUUAGCACCUUUUAAAGGGGUUUGUAUUUGUUUGCAAAGAUGUUUAGUAUGAAAAGAAUGCAUUACCUAGGAAAAUCACAUACAAUAGCAAGACUGGAAACAAAACAGAUUAACCCCUCCCAUGCCAUGUCCCGGUGGGUCACGCCUUAUAUGAAGAUAUUACCAUUAUUUCAAUGGGCACUCAGGACUUGCAACGUAUGUCCAUAGGGUCAUAUGUGUGCCCUCUGCUGAAUGUACGUUGUGUAUCCCAAGGCACUGAUGGGGUGAAAUGAAAUUGUGUCAAUCUAGGAUUAACAAAUGGAAAUUAAUUUUUCCAAAUGAAUGACUUGCCUUAAACCCUCUAUUUACUGAAACAUUGUUUCUAAGUGGUAUUUUCAAGUCUGAUUUUGUGGAAAGUAUUUCAAAUAUUUAAUACUAUAUGCUAUAAAGAAGACACAAAUAUGAAAUGCAAAGUCGUUGGAAGGUUUUUGAACCUCUUCUCUAAAAGGGAAUUGCAAUAAGCAUCUCAGUAUUUGGAGGGUUUUCUUAAAGUAUCUCAAACAAUUACAGUACGUUAUGGAACUGUAAACAUUACUGAUGCCAAAUUAUAGUUAGGUCUCUGUGACAGAGUCUAAUUAAGGAUAGCCCUUUCGAACAGAUUAAAAAAAGUCAUCUUAAGGUUCACCUUGUCCAGGGCUUCACAGCUCUAAUUUAGGUUUCCUUUAACUUCAAGUACAUAAAAACAAUAAAAAACACCACCAAGUGGGCUUUGCAGCUAGAGAAGGAAAGGCAGCCAAAGUAUACUGAAGACAAUGUGCAAGCACCAGAUCUUCAAGGAAGAUGUGUUUUUACCCUUAGAUACCAGAAAUCUUUGUUCUAGAAUAUAAUUAUUCUACCAAAAAAAAAAAAGAGAUUUUAGUACUUAAAGUGAUCUUGAAUUUUAAGGCAUACAGUAGUUGAUGAUACUAGCAGCGUAAAAAUGUCAAAAUUAACUUGAGAUCUAGUUCAUAGUCAUGAAAUCACCACGAUAAACAAGUUCUGUAUGCUUGAUCAUUGAUUGCCCUUAAUGCAAAGAAGUGCAUGAAUUGGGGGAAAAGAUUUUUCUUUAAGUUAGAAUUUUAGAUGCAGGUUUCACAUAGUACUUGUCGGUAAAGUAAUGAAAGAAAGAAAUGCUUGAGAAUAUCUAACUGUCCGAAUUAUGGAAGAAAGUCAAGGGAAUAAUGCAUUGGUUCUAUCUAUUCCAGACCAUUUGAUGAGAUGAUGGUCACUGCUAGAGUACUGUUAUAAAGGGCUACAUUUUAAUUGUUUGUAUUCUGUGUUAUCUUUUUAUUUUUAGUAAGCACAAACUGCUUAUCCACAUGUUGUCUCGGUUUUAAAGGUAAAACAAAGUACUACUGGAGAAAAAUAACGCAGCUUGUUGAGUAACCUACAAAUAAGUGAGAACAAAUUUGUCAUACUAUUUUAAUCCUGAUAGUUUUGAUCAAAUAUCUGGCACUGGUGAGGUCAGUAUUCCCACUGCAGGGUCAAUAUUGCAUUCCAGUGAAACUGCAGUGGUCAUCCUCAGCUCUGGGGACAUAACCAUGCAGAAAUAGUCACAAUACUUCUCUGGUUUACUCUGCAAAAAACAAAUUCUCAGUCAAGUCUCUGUAGUGACUGCAGUGACCUCACUGUAGUAAUUCUGUGUCUGGCCUUUGGCUCCUUGCUUGAAACUUCAGGAGGAAAACAUACUUUUUGUUGUUUUAAUGUAUGUAGGUUAGCAUUAAUUAACUGACACACUUGGAAAGGUGGAACCAAAUGUGAAGUGAGUCUUAGAUGGGCAGGGAUGUUCAUUGUUUCAGUGACAGCUGUAAUAUCUUAAAAAAUAAAAAAAAAAUCAGAUUUCUGAAUCCUUACGUUGGUCAUCCAAAUAGACUUCCCCUUGCAUGGGGUUGCUAUUGUCAUCGGUUGUGUUUUUGAAACAGCAUUUUUUCUUCCAUUGUUUGUAAAUAAGGGCGCACUGAUUUCUUUAUGCUUAUUUAUCCUUACUGGAGAUAGAAUCAGGAAAGACAUUGUCCAUUUUCUGUUCUUGGAAGGAUAUUUACAUUAUAUAACAAAUGGAACUGCAGUCUGCUAGGUGAGUAGAUUUUGAGUUGGUUCUUUCAGUAUUUGCUGCUGUUGAACUUAAAUUCUCCUCUGGUUGGUGCAGGCUAUGUAUCUACUCAAAGUGGGUUUGGAUGCCAGUACUUCUGAUGUGCCAUUUUCCAUUAAUAUUCUGGUACUUUUGUUUUCUUCUUUUGGCAUGAGUGCCAAUGUGUGCAAUGAAAGCUUCUGAAUUCUUGAUUUAAGAAAUAUGAAAACAGCUGUAAGCAAUCCCAAAAAAUAAGCUGAAUUAGGCUGUGAAGUCUGGUACUUCAACAUGAGCAAAUGCACAUACACAGUUUUGUUCAGAAGUUUUGUGUAAGUUAAAACAGUUAAGAGAAUACGUUCAUGCUUUAGCUGGUCACAAGCAGCAAAGAUGGGUUUCAAAAUUGGACAUGACAGGGGUCUGUGUGCAAUACAAUUAGUUAUUUCUUCCAUGAUUUGAGCUCCUGAAAUAAUGGCAACAUAAGAAAAUGAUGACUAUUUUAUUCUGCCUAGAAUUUCUUUUGAAGUGUAGUGUCCUAGAUUUUAGUUUUUAAAUAUUGUUGUUGAACAUGGAAGUACUCAUAACCAAAAUCCGCUCUUCGUGCACAUGAAUUCUCUUGAGGACUAUCUAAAGAGUGGGGCUUGGGUUUUUUUUGUUUUGUUUUUGGGUUUUUUGUUCGUUUUGUGUUUUUUUUUGUUUUGUUUUGUUUUUUGCUCUUAAGUGGCAGCAUUCUGACAUUGGUUGAGUUUUUCUUGUUAUUUUCCCUCCACUUUGUUAGUUUUUUGCCUUGCUAUUGCAAAUGGAAACAUUGCACUGGAUCCUUUUUAUUCAUUCAGAUAUAAAGAUAAGAGCAGCCAGCUCAGAUGCUUUAGAUUAAAUUUUCAGGUUUUACUCACAUGGUUUCAUAAUGAUGAUUUUGAAAUGAUGGAAGUGAUUUACUACGUGUUACUCUUUCUGAGAAAAAUAGUAGAAAGCAAAUUGCUUAAAGACACUUUGGACAUGAAAGAAACAUAGUUUUAAGUAUCCUUUCACUUAAUGUAGACCGAAAAGGUAAAAGCCUUUUCUGUGUUCCAGAUCAGCGCUCUUUGAAAAGUAAAGAUAACAUAUCAUUCAUAAUAUUAUGGUGCUUUGCAGAUAUUUGCCUAUUGUGAACAGUUCAUCCAGACACUUAAUGAAUUAAUAUUAUUUACUAAAUGUAGUCACCCUGAUAGUAACUAUUUGCUUGCAUAACCUUUUUUAACCUUCAAUGCUUCUGUAUUAAUGAAAGAGAUGUAUUAUAUAUAUUUAAAGAAUAGUUUCAGUGGUGCCUACUACUGUUCUAUUAGGGAAGGCUUUGUUAGCUGUUCAGCUACAUAAAUGCCCUUCGGGAAACUUACUUUUCUGUGGCUAUUCCUUAAGGUGACAUGUAGACAAUAUUUCAGUAAUAAGUGACAUUUUAAAACAUACUUUCAUGUAAAAAGCAUAUUGUCAUGUAAAAAUAUUGGUCUGCAUUUUAACGUGCUCUUAAUAACAAUGCAACAAAGACAACUUUGCGAAGAGAUCUUAGUGUAUUCCGUGCUCUACACUGACUUGUGAUAUGAGUUUUACCAGUAGAGUAUGUUAUAUAUUAAAAAAAUUUAUGCUUUUUUUAACUUCUUCCUUUCCCCCUAUGGGAAUAAGUAGUACAAACAGAAGCACUGUGUUUGUGUGGCACACACUUGGUAGCUGUGCCCCUUUUUAAUAGCAUCGAUUUAGUUAGUGGUAAAACUUCUGAUGCGGCUGAGAUCUGGUUUUGCAAACAUCCAUAUGAGAACUUGGCCUCCCGACAAAUUCAUAUCAAAAGUAAUUUUAGCAGUCUGGAUUUUUCUCAGGAAAGCUUUGCAAACAAAUUAUUGUCAAUUUGUUUAAAUGCAAGGUCAGAUGGGUACUCACGUUCGCAUACAAAUGUGUUAUAGUUGCUUAUGUGUAAACUUUCACAUGUUCAGCUUUGUAAGUUGGCCUUGAAAGACAGAGAAAAGCAUGGGUUACAAUAAUUUUAGGAUUUCAUUUCCUUUACCCUUAAUUCUUUCAGUCUGUCAGUUUCACAGGCACAGCUGCCCAGAGUGCCGUGGGUGCACCAUCUCUGGAGGCGCUCAGGGCCGGGUUGGUGGGCCCUGGGCAGCCUGAGCUGAGUGGAUCGCAGCCAGUUUGCAGUGCCAGCCCCUAUCCUGCUCACUGUCAGGAUGGAACGCGUGCUGGCACUGGGAGCUGUGCAGUGCUGAGUGUGUCGCAUUGAAGCAGAGCUGGGCAGGAGAGCUUGUGGCAGCUGCGGCUGUGGCUGCUUUGUGUUAGGUCUGUCUGUACUGUGGUGGGUGUUGCUGUUUUAACCCAGAUGCUUCACAACCACCACCAAAUCCUGGCAUCUGCAAAGUUACCCUGCCAUGUUAUAGCUGCACAUGUUGAAACAGUUGCUUAGUGUGGUUAAAAUUAAAUGAUGAUUAUUUUUUUAAUUUCUUAAAAACAUGUUUUGAGAUUAGCUUUUUGUAUACUUUUAAUAAAAUCUAGCUAUCAACUGUAACAAAUUUCACCCCCAUUAAAUACUAUCUAAAACAUAACUUUGCUCACUUCACAACUAUAGUUCAAAAGCAAACUUUGCCACUUUCCUGUUCUGUGAGUCAGCUAUGUUGUGUGUCCAGUGACUUAGGCCUGCUUUUGGUUUUAGAUGUUUGUAGAUUGCCUGGAUCCCUGUGCGUAUCCAUAUAAGCCUCGUGAACUGGCAAGCUAUAUUUGCCUAGAGUGUGCAUACAUACAUGUAGCAGAGGCCAUACCACUAGUUACGUGAGCCUGGCUUGGAUGCACGCUGCACCUGCUGGUGUCUGCUUGGUCUGCUCCUGCAGUGCUGAGCUUCUACUUCUGGAAGUGAGAACAGUUCGCUGCUUGCAGUUCAAGUGGAAAGUAAAGGGCUGCUUUCACUUUGGGUGUUCUGCUGUAGACCAUGCAGACAAAAUUGGGCUGCAGGUACAGAACCGAAAUCAGAGCUGGAAGUUGCAGGGGCACUCCUGGAGGACCUUUUUCUACUAACGGUGUCUCAGCCUAGCACCUUACUCCUAAUGAACCUUUUGCCUACAGAGGCCAAAAGGCUACAGAGGCCUCAAACAGUCCCUUUCCUUCCAAGGCAGAAACAGCCCACGCUGCAUUUACAUUAAGUGUCCCCACAACACAGUAGGAGCAGCCAGCUGUGGUCCGGGCUUUAGUCAGACUCAGCAGUUCCCUUCCCUGGACGUGGCUCUGAGCAGCCUGGUCUAGUGGCUGGCAGCCCUGCACUCAGCAGGGGGGUUGAAACUUGAUGAUCCUUUUCAACCCAGGCCAUUCUAUGAUUCUAUGAUUCAUUCUAUGAUUCCUUCCUCCAAAACUGUGGAGAUGUGAUCUGAGAAAAAAAGCAGUGAAAUGUGGCCCCUGGAGACCUGCAAUUGGAAUAGUGCAACACUAGCGAUGCAACCCCAUGUUGUCACAGUAAGUCAAAGGAGGAUUUGCAUACACAUAUUUUGCCUUUUUUGUAUGUUUAUCGUUGCAUCUUUUCUGUGUACCUUUUUUUGUCCAGUGGUAUUGACUAUUUCUCUGAAGCAUCGUCUGUUGUGUCAUACUGUGACAGGUGUCAAAAGGGACACGACAGUAGCUAGGUGGUCAUUCUGACAUCCCAGACCUCAGAUGUGUUCUCGAUGAAUUAGAAGAGAGCGUUUAAAAUGUAUGGAAUGAAAAAUGGUGCAGGAUGGGUGAAUAUAGCAUAGUUCAGAGAUGUGGUAGUAAGUUAUUCAAUUUAAGAACAUAAAAUACAGAACCGCGUUCUUUCCUGCCUUGGUUACACGUUCAAGGGAGUAGUUUUACCUCAAUGCAGAAGUAGUGAUGCCUCCAGAUACCCGCGUGUUAAGAUGAGAAAACACCCCUAAAAGUGUGGAUAGUUACAGUAUCCCUACAUUUGCCUUUCCUGAUUCAGAAUAUAAUGCAUUGUUGGUGAAUUUCAUUUUUAUUAUUCCAAAAUAUAUAUUUUUUAAAAAGUGUUAUUUUUCAACAGAUCCAUAAACUAAGUGUUGGUGUAUGAUAAAAUUAAAAUACCACUGUUAGUUACACUGUGAUUGUGAUAUUUUAAUAAUUACUUAUUUCUAAUUUGUCUCAGCCGUGCUGCAGAAGCGGCACGCUGUUAUGUUUUGAAGGUGUUUUUAACUUGCCUAUAAAUGUUUUUUUUCUAAUUUGUGUCUUUAAAUCUGAUUAAACUGUAGUUAAAAAAAAAUGUGAA